UAAUGUAAAUACAAUGAACUGAUCGUCGCACAAGAUUUUUUUUGACUCCGAGGCACAAAAUGUAAUAAUUUUAUAAAAAUGGAUACUACCAUAAAUAAUAAUUCUAAAACUAACAUUAAAAACUUAUGGAAAAUAUAUCCUAAUAAUGAUUAUCAGAAACAUGUUAAAAUCGAUUCAGCUGACGAUUUGGAAGGUAUAGAAAUUCUUAUGGAAGAUUUAGAAAAAAGAAAAGAAGUAUGUGGAAUAUGUGGAGAAUGUAAUGAACCAGGAACAGGAUUUAUGUGGUGUCAACCUUGUAACGCUAAAAGAUUUAAGGAAAAUUUUAAAAAUUGGACUAGUGGAAGUGAAGUUGUUGAUGAAGUUAUACAACAAUCACAAUGUAAUGCCGUACAUUAUGAAAAAUGUCUUGAGUGGGUACCUUUUGAAAGUAUUAAAGAUGUUAUUUAUGUUACCAUGAGUAAUGGUCAUAAACUUUACAAAGCUUACUUGUCUGAAGGAAAAAUUGAAUAUUGGGAUAUCGAAAAUCAAAAAUGGGGUAGAUCUAAUAAAACCAAAAUUGCAUUUAAAGCUAUUGAUGAUUCAUAUUUUAAAAAUACAGAUUCUUUAAACAUGGUUAAGAAUUGUUUUUCUGGAAUAACUCAAGAUCCAAAUACUAAAGAAUAUAUGAUAAUUUUAAAAUCUCUUCAGUUAUGGGAAUCGUAUCCUAAUGAUGAUUAUCAGGAACAUGUUACUAUUAAUUCACUUACCAACUCUGAAGAUAUGACUGAAAAAGUAAUUUUUAUGAAAGAUUUAGAAAAAAGAAAACAAGUAUAUGGAAUAUGUGGAGAAUGCCGAUGAACCAGGCACAGGAUUUAUGUGGUGUCAACCUUGUAAUUCUAAAAGAUUUGAAGAAAACUUUAAAAAUUGGACUAGCGGUGUAAUAACUGAAAAUAUAAUAAAUAAAUGACGCAGUAAAUCCUGUGGCGCAGUAGGUCACAUGAUAUGGUUACACAAGAAGAAAUAGUUUGGAAUACAAAAGUCACGUGACAAGUCACAUGGCGCAGUAAAAUGACGGAUAAAUAUUUAGCCGAUGGAUAAAUAAUUAGCCAAUAAAAUUAUAUUUAUAGUUUAGUUUAGUGUAACGAGAUAGUCAUAUGAUAUUAGAUCUUCAAAUUUUAUUAGAAAUAUUAGAAAUAUUUUUCUUAAAAAUGUAUAAAUACAAGUGGAUUUCGAUAGGAAAUUCCGCAGUUC
Messenger RNA from Rhizophagus irregularis DAOM 181602=DAOM 197198, 1230 nucleotides. RefSeq lists its product as uncharacterized. The record is from RefSeq and is a predicted model, not a curated record. NCBI's taxonomy places the organism in Eukaryota, Fungi, Glomeromycota, Glomeromycetes, Glomerales, Glomeraceae.